UACAGUCGGCAAAACUUAAAUUGGUUUUUUGCUUAAUUUGUGUUGCUAUGGAAACCGACAAACGUAUGUUUGCCGCCCUGGUGCUUAUACAGACAGGCGGUUUUCAUAUCCUCGUGAUAGCUCUUAUUCUGUUUUCUGUGAAAGCUGAUCAAACCUAGACGUGAGAGCCGAAGGCAGUCCUUGUUCUAACGUCAGUCUAAUUGUCACAUUCAAUACUUGAAUCUGUUAACCACCUGACACCCUCAAUAGUAUUUUGAAUUUUCAGAGUGUGUAAUAUCAAGGCCCGUUUCAAGUUGCGCAGAUCGAAUACCAGACAUUGGAUUCAUACAAGACGUAUUUACAGUAUAAUUCACUGAGGGAAAGGUUGUUUUCGCAUCACUAAGUUAACCAUAAUCAUGGAAGGGAACUCUUCGGGGCUACAAUUUCAGAAAUAUUCAAUCCAAAGUGUAGAUAUUGUGUUUGCUGGGCUGUAUCUUCUCGUACAAGUAUUUGGUCUUACGGGAAACGCGCUAGUAAUUACUGUGGUGCGAAAAUCACGUUCAAUGUACACAACGACCAAUGUACUGCUUGUUAACCUGGCAGUUGCCGAUAUUUUAACACUUGUUACAUGUCCUAGAAAUGGAUACCUCUUGGCAAUUACUCUAGAUCAUCCCAAAGGACUUGGAGGUGAUAUUCUAUGCAAGUUUCUCACCGGUAACGCUAUUGUUGGGAUAUCAAUGACAGUCUCUAGUGUUACCCUUACUGUGCUAGCUUUAGAACGGUACAGAGCGCUUCUUCGCCCGCUAAAUCGCCACCUCGUUGUUUCAUUAGAAAACGUUCAAUAUGUUAUUUCUGGUAUAUGGAUUAUGUCUUUGAUUGUGAAUAUACCAGACUUUAUUGAAAAUAAGUACAGUGACCGUUUUGUUAAGUGCGUAUGUCCUUUUAGCCUUGAGGUCGUGAAGGAUUCUACAGUCCAUGUCGCGUGUACAGUGUUUUUCAUUGGAAUUGUGCCGUUUUUGGUCCUCGCCUUCUGCUAUACGCAAAUCCUCCGAGGAAUCUUCUUCACCAAGGAAAUAUGCUCCCAAACGAUGAAUUUCCAAGACCUGGAGAAUAAGAAGAGGCUGGCUCGUUUGCUACUUUCCGUGACCAUCGCAUUUUACAUAUGUUAUAUUCCCUAUGGGGCUUACUUCGUCUACUUGCUCAUUCAACAACGGAAAAUCAUAAUUCAAUACUAUGACACGCACUACUUAUUGCUCAAACUAUUUGAGUUUUUAUUGGUCUGUAGUUGUACUCUAAAUCCUAUUUUGUAUGCUUUUCAAAGCUCCAACUACAGAAAUGGAUUCAAGGAAGCUUGUUCUUGUUGCUGUACCCGGAAAAAGAUAAGACUUCGCACGUCAAUAGCUCUAGUUUCUACUAGACGAAUUGGGUGCGAAACUGGCGCAGAAAUUGUGUCAUUUCGGAAACAAACGAUGAAAAAGGGUGAAAUGAUGGAAAAGAAUAAGACGUUUAGCAACCUUUGAUUUAAUUACGAUGUGUAAAAUAUUAAAAUAUAUUGGAGAA
Messenger RNA from Exaiptasia diaphana, 1539 nucleotides. Its product is annotated as nociceptin receptor-like. Gene Ontology annotation, biological process: G protein-coupled receptor signaling pathway. NCBI's taxonomy places the organism in Eukaryota, Metazoa, Cnidaria, Anthozoa, Actiniaria, Aiptasiidae. Bases 396 to 1499 code for a protein of 367 amino acids. The record is from RefSeq and is a predicted model, not a curated record. The transcript has a single exon. Gene Ontology annotation, molecular function: G protein-coupled receptor activity. Gene Ontology annotation, cellular component: membrane.